Messenger RNA from Penicillium canescens, 3265 nucleotides. RefSeq lists its product as uncharacterized. The transcript is spliced from 5 exons. The record is from RefSeq and is a predicted model, not a curated record. Gene Ontology annotation, molecular function: actin binding. Bases 352 to 2529 code for a protein of 725 amino acids. Gene Ontology annotation, biological process: actin cytoskeleton organization. NCBI's taxonomy places the organism in Eukaryota, Fungi, Ascomycota, Eurotiomycetes, Eurotiales, Aspergillaceae.
CCUAUUUUCCUCUUUCCCCCUUCCCCCUUCUCUCCAAAACGCAUUCCUCUCCGAGGGCUCUCUUUUCCCCUUCUCUUCUUGUACAUGGCUGUCUUCUAGAGACAUCUCCUGGCCUGUGUCCUUACUUUCGUUUCUUCCUCGCCUGGUUUCGAGUUUCCUUCUGCAUCUCUCGCAUCGAGCGUCCUUUUUUUAAUCGUUGUACCACUAUAGUUUAUGUCCACGUUACUUAGAACAGCAUCCUGUUUCUUCGGAUCCCCCCUUUGACGCGAACACACUUCCUCGGUUCUUUUCCUGUCUUCCCGAUCACGCCUCCCGGACGUGGCUUCUUGACAUACUGGUGGAGAGAACAAUAUGGCCGCGUUGGUUCAAACGAUCCCGCAAAGUAGUACGGUACCUGUGCUCCAGACGCGUCCUUCCUCCUCUUCCGGCACUUUCAGCGCCCCCCAAAACCAGACCUCGCACAUUCAGAGUAUGUCUUGGACUUCAUUCAAUGGCAAUUCUGGGAACUAUCGAUCAGGACAUCCGGUAGUGGCUCCUUACGCCUACAAUCCGAACCUGAGUCAAUCUUCCCAAAAUCGCCAGUCGUGGUCUCCUCAUCUCCGCCCAGAACACCGCACCUUUUCCGCCCCUACCGCUCCCCAACUUCCCGGGAAUCCGGCAUACGCUGCCACCCCCCGAAACCCCCAUACUGCAGCUGGUUCUGUAUCGAAUUCUUCUUCCUCCAAUUCUUCCUUCCGUUCCCAUGUUUCCAAGGACGACAGUGCACUUCCCUCGAGGCAACCGAGGAGCGAUCAGCCGCUCCGCCCCCUAUCUACCGCCAACCUUCCUCCCCCUUCCGUUAUGAACAUAAACUCCCCCAAGCCCUCUCCAAACCGUUAUCGACGUGGCAAUCAACGGGCGGAAGCCGCAGCACUGCCUGCAACUCCUGCUCCAGUUCCGACCGUGGUGGUCGAUGAUCACAGCACUCCAACAGUGCCUCGACCGAACAUGCACAAUCGGGUUGCGAGUGUGGAUGAUUCGUCACAUGCGGAGAGAGCACAACCUGAGCGUUAUCGGCGCCGAAGCGUGGGCAACAUAGACGCCUCCGCGUAUCCCAAUCUGCAACUGGAUCUCCAGUCUACUCCUGCAUUCGGACCUGCAUCGGGACCCUACGAUUUCAUUGCUUUUGACACCAACCAACGGCCUGUGUCUUCACACUCUCACCGGGACAGCCUCGGUAGUAAUCACUCGGCCCAGUCAUCGACUUCUUCGACACGUGAAGGCACCCCAGAUUCCAGCUCUGCGACGAGCAAGACCGGAAAGUCCGAUGACAAAAGAACGACUAAGCCAUCGCCCUUGUCACAACCUGUCUCUACCGAACCCGAAACCCCUAAAACUACUCCCCAAUCCGACACACGCAAAACUCCAUCUCCACUUGAUUCCCCAGCUGCAAAGCGUCUCAAUGAUUUGAAAAAUGAAUCGAAACGCCCCGGGAAAUCACGCCUGAGACGGGCCUUCUCUUUUGGUAGUGCCUCUGAGCUUCUUAAGAACUCCGCACAAACCAACGCUGCCAAGCGAGAAGCCAUUGCGCUCGAGAAAGAACGUCGUGAAGCCUUGAAGGAGGAGCUGGGACCCGAACAGGCCGCAAUUGCCGAGCAACAGGAACUGAGUGGACUGGGUAACAGCAUCUACUCCAACCAAGGCCAUUUCUUCACUGGAUCUACCGACAAUCUCUCAGUCUCAUCCACCGCCUCGUCUGCUUCCAUGAUGCUUCGCAAAAUGGGCAAGGGAAUGAAACGGUCAACUCGCUCAUUGGUUGGCAUGUUCCGACCGAAAUCAGUCGCCAGUAUCGGUUCCGUCGAGGGUCCGGCCGUUGAGACUCCACCCCCACAGAUCACCGUGGUGAACGUUGAGGCGGAGAGGGAGAGCGUCGCUGUCAAUCCAGACCCCCAGGAAAUGCCCCGUGGGGGUACAGUCUUCCCCAGGGUGGAGGGCGCUUCUGAGGUCAGGCGGUCUACUUCGGUUCGGGAAAGAGCCGCAUCCGAGAACUCCCAAUCGCGUAAGAGCAUUGUGGGAGGAGACCGCGAGCGUGCGGAGAUCCUGGCAGGAAUUCGAAAGGGUAUCCUGAAGAAAACUCACUCUGACCUCGGUUUCUCGUCGCCUGCAUAUGCAGUUAACGGUGGUGACUCACCGCACUCCAGUGCUCCCCCGACACCCGACGAGGCGGCGCGAUCCCCAGCUCACCAGAACGACUCCGUCAAGAUCGCCGGAGAGGAUUACUUCCUUUCGAACGCAGGACGGUUCACGUCCUCCGAGGCCAAGAGUGCGCCUAUCACCCCGCAAGCUGUUGCCGGUAGAAAUAUCGUCUUCAGCCCUCGCAUUCAGUUCCACGAAACCUGGCCUAGCGGCGAGUACGACCGACGUGGAGAGAUUGCGACCUGCAACCGUCUCACUCCGCUGCUUGCUCAGCAGAUUCGGGAGGAGAUCAACAACUUCAAAAUGGAGAUGGAAGUUCAUGAGAAUUCCAAGAUCUACACGCACUUCAUUUAAGUUCUGGGCGGGAGUUUCUUUGCAUGGCUCGGUACUUGUCCAUCAGCAAGCGAUUUCAGGGCAGUGAUCGAGCUCACAUUCUGUCCAUAGACAUGCAUCAAUUCCGGCGACUGGUGUUUGAUGAUUUCUUCCUCGCAAACAUAAGAUAUGGCAUCUGAGCGGGCCUUAAUUGAUAUCAAGGAUCCAUACACUCCAGCGAUUUGACCAUAACAUUCGUGCUUCCGGCGGCAAAAGUACCAAACAAAACAAAAAACGGUGCGGCUUUCUCGAAAUCUUAAUGGUCUCUCCUGCAUGUACCAGCACCAAAACAAUCAGGACUGUUCACUUCGAGCUCCAUGUCUUGGUUGAUCUUGAUCUAAUGAAAGUUCUUGCCGUCUAAUCGGUGUGGCAGUCCUUGUUCCUCUCUGUUUCCUUUUCUGUUUCAUUUCAUUCCUCUCUUUCCUGCAUCGUGCAUCUGAAUCAUUGUCAUUGAAUAUUGGGAGCGUGGGUACUGGGCAGUUCUUUCCCUUUUUUUCGUUUUUCAUCCUCUUUCUAUCUUCUCUUGUCUUCUAGCACAUCGUUUCUCCUGUCAUGGUCAUGUCUGGGCCCUUUCAUAUCUAUCUCCGAGCUCUACUUUGAAAUACACACUUGAGCCUUUCUUGCAUUUCGUUUGCAUCGUUCUGUAUCUUUCGUUUGUUUCGUAAUUGUGGUUAAUAGGUGGAUGUGUCAGUACUGACACAAUGGAUCUUGUUGUUCU